GUGUGUGUGUGUCUGCGUGUGUGCGCGCGCGCCCGCAUAUGAUCACUAUAAAGGUUACCGACUAAGUUACAAACAAGAAAAUAGAAAGAAGUAUAAUAUUGCCGAAGCGUUACUAGCCUACCAUCAUUGUACUUAGCCGUCUUCAACACGAGGCAGACGACAUAUUACAGGGAACGGCCAGAAGCACAUUGUAACUCCUCUUCAAAAUUACAGAAUGAUGAUCAUAAAGGCGCAUUGCAUCAAUGAGGACAUAGAUGACAAUUUAGAAAUGAUUUCGCUUUGAAUCUGAAUUCAUUAGCGAACUGAAACCCUUUUUGCGGACAAUAUUAGAAGCCAUCGAGUAAGCCUCACAAGCAAUCAAAGGUUGAUAGAUGACAGAGGAACCAGGAAGUUCGUGGUAUAAAAGGUAGGUAUAGCACAGGAGACUCACUCCGGCAUCAGCCUCCACACACACACCUUCGACUUGGACAAAGUGCACCAUGAAGUUCACUCUUUUGAUCGCCGACGCGGUGUUUGGACACGUCGGCCACACACAGCGAGCAGUGACCACCUCCGUCCUGGUUUACCUCGUGCAUGCUGCGGUGGCCACCCCGACCCCAAACACCAGCCUGAGUGCUGCCGUCAGCAAACUUCCAGCCACUGUUUCUUCACUUCAGACAUCGCCAGCAACGGCAAGCCAAGAAGACUCGGAGAUACCAGAGGAUUGGUUACAACCCGAGAGAAUCUGUUCACCGCUCGUUCUCCUGGAGAACCACUUCACCCACUACACCUCCUUCCCAAUGUCUUUAACAACUUUGAACCGCAUUAAUUCCUGCGAGGAACUGGAAGCCGAUAGACAAAUAGUUGUUUUGGAUAGCCAUCAUAACUUGUUCCCGGAAUGGCUAGCGGAUGCCACUCUGGCCGGGGAGUGCCCCUGGCAGCUGGUCAAACGAGAGUUUAUCCCCGGCACUGUGCCCCCUUCCAUUAUAGAGGUGGGCUGUCUGUGUAACGGUCACAGCUGCUCGCGCGGGGGCGACUUCCAGUGUACGGCCGUCAGUCGCCGCGUCGAAGUAUGGACGAGCGGACCCCACCACUAUGGUGUGUUUCGUUCCCACAUGGUGACCAUGACGACAGCGUGUGUGUGUGCUCGGCGCCACGUCCCUCGAGGUGGUGAAGCAGAGUUUGGCUUGGGCCACUAGUUCCCCCAACACCCUCGAACCAAGAAACAUGUCAUCUUCAUCUAAGAACACAGCCGUCUAGCGAUUGUUUUAUCAUUGGGUGUUGAUUGUAAAACAAAGUCACUUGCGUUUGUUCUGUUCUUGUCAUUUCAUAUAUUUGUUACACGGAAGAGAUGUCACAGACUCAUUGUUGUUUAUGUAAAGCGCGCGCGUGUGUGUGUGUGUGACGUUAUGGC
This is a messenger RNA of Procambarus clarkii (red swamp crayfish), 1393 nucleotides long. RefSeq lists its product as uncharacterized. The record is from RefSeq and is a predicted model, not a curated record. Lineage: Eukaryota; Metazoa; Arthropoda; Malacostraca; Decapoda; Cambaridae.